Messenger RNA from Pocillopora damicornis (cauliflower coral), 676 nucleotides. RefSeq names its product GFP-like fluorescent chromoprotein amFP486. Gene Ontology annotation, biological process: bioluminescence. NCBI's taxonomy places the organism in Eukaryota, Metazoa, Cnidaria, Anthozoa, Scleractinia, Pocilloporidae. The record is from RefSeq and is a predicted model, not a curated record.
UUUGUUCUAUCCUAGCUUUUAACAUCAAUCCACCUUAACACUCCAGUCAGUUCAGCUUGGUCAGCGACGGAGUGAACUACAACAGACUAUUUCAACUCGUAAUCCAGUUUUGAAAAUCAAGCGGCUUAUCCUCAACAUGUCUCUUUCAAAGCAGAUUAUUUUAAUGGAUGUGAACCUGAAAUUUGAAAUGAAGGGUAGUGUCGAUGGACAUUACUUUGAGUUUGAAGGUGAAGGAAAAGGAAAGCCUUACGAGAAAUCUACUUUUCGUGUCACCAAGGGAGGACCCCUUCCAUUUUCCUUUGACACACUGUCGUCAGCGUUCAAAUAUGGAAAUAGGUGCUUCACGAAUUAUCCUGAGGGCAUGCCCGACUACUUCAAGCAAGCCUUUCCUGCUGGAAUGUCGUAUGAAAGGGCAUUUACAUUUGAGGAUGGAGGAGUUGCCGCAGCCAGUGGACACAUUAGUCUUGAGGGUAAUUUAUUUACUCAAAAAUCCAUGUUUCAUGGCGUAAACUUUCCCGCCAACGGACCCAUAAUGGGAAAGAAGACAAUUGGCUGGGACCCUUCCUUUGAGAAAAUGACCGUCUCCAACAACAUAUUGAGAGGUGAUGUGACCAUGUUCCUACUUCUCAAAGGAGGCGGUUAUCACAGGUGCCAGUUUCACACUUCUUACAAGUAA